Messenger RNA from Drosophila suzukii, 579 nucleotides. RefSeq lists its product as uncharacterized. Lineage: Eukaryota; Metazoa; Arthropoda; Insecta; Diptera; Drosophilidae. The record is from RefSeq and is a predicted model, not a curated record.
UCGGUGAACGAGCAAUAGCAACUGUGAGAUACCAAAGUGCAGAUACAGUUCAGUGUUCGAAGGCAGUUAGCUGCAGGAGCCUUAUCAUAGCAGCCCCGAUUAGAUAAUCACAGCUGAGAGAAUCGCAGCGGGCCAGUCAGCUGCUGUCAGACUCUCGCUCUCCACCCCGCUCCCACUCGCAGCGCGCUCUCUCGCGCCGUUUUGACGUUUAUUUUGCACGUUCUCACUUUUGCUAAGACUCUCACACUGGCGGUUGCGGGCGACAAGGGCUCCUUCAGUUACUCGACCAUGCUCAAGUUUUUGUUGACAUUUGGCGCCGGGGUUUACACGGGCAUCUACGUCUCGCAGAACUAUGAGGUCCCCCGCGUAGAUGAUCCCCAAAAGUUGAUCCAGCGUCUCAACGAAAAAGUGAAGGAACUAGUGGACCAAAGCAAGAACAAGUCGCCCGGCGAGAAACUAGUGGAUGACAUCAAAAAGGAGGCCAAGAAGAUACUGGACGACUGAUGGCGCAUAAGUCCCCAUUUUGAGUUUAAACAAAUUUAUCUAUGAUCAAAUAAAGCAAUGUUACAUGUAAAACUA